This is a messenger RNA of Sphenostylis stenocarpa, 3372 nucleotides long. The record is from the annotation of a GenBank genome assembly. Lineage: Eukaryota; Viridiplantae; Streptophyta; Magnoliopsida; Fabales; Fabaceae.
AUGACCGAAUUGCACUCUGAAGACAAUGCCGCGGUUGCUACCGAUUCUCCAAGGGUUUCGCGAAACCACAAACUCGAUGACGGUUCAACGGAAGAGUAUAGGGUUAGGGUUUGCUCCGACGGUAACACAUCGUCCGCCGUUGAUCGAUUCGCGGCGGAAAAUGACAGCGACAAAAUUCCUGGUUUCGAUAGCAGAUCGCUGCUGUCAGAAUUCGACGAGUACGUGGCAGCUGAGAGGCACGUGUCACGGGAUCUAGGGUUUGGGUUUGAGGUCGGUGACAUGGUGUGGGGGAAGGUGAAGUCUCACCCGUGGUGGCCUGGGCACAUAUAUAACGAAGUAUUUGCGUCCCCUUCGGUGCGUCGCUUGAAGCGGGAGGGUCACGUGUUGGUGGCUUUCUUCGGCGAUAGUAGCUACGGCUGGUUCGAACCGGCCGAGCUUAUUCCGUUCGACGCAAAUUUCGCCGAGAAAUCACAGCAGACGAAUUCGAGGACGUUUUUGAGGGCCGUGGAGGAGGCGGUCGACGAGGCCUGCAGGCGGCGUGGGCUUGGUUUAGCUUGUAGGUGUAGGAACACUGAUAAUUUUAGGCCUACAAAUGUUGAAGGGUAUUUUUUUGUUGAUGUGGAAGAUUAUGAGCCCGGAGGGUUGUAUUCUGAAGGCCAGAUUACGAAGGCAAGGGAUAGUUUUAAUCCGAGUGAGACUCUUGCUUUCGUGAAGCAAUUGGCGAUUGCUCCACAUGAUGGUGGCCGCGGAAGCAUUGGAUUCACUAACAAUAAGGCUACCCUUUCAGCUUAUCGGAAGGCAGUGUUUGAGCAGUUUGAUGAGACUUAUGCCCAGGCCUUUGGGGUUCAGCCGAUGCGCGCCAAUCAUCCUCAGAUUUGUCCACUCGAUCCGCCUGGGACCGUGAGGCACACUCCUAGAGCUCCUUUGAGUGGUCCACUGGUGAUUGCAGAAGUGUUGGGUGGUGGGAAAAGCUCUACCAAAUCUCUUAAAGUUAAGGAGGCUUCGAAGAAGGAUAGGUACCUUUUUAAGCGGAGAGAUGAUCCAAAUAACUCUGUCCAAUUAGCAUACAAGGAGGACAAGUGCGAUGUUACAAAUAGUUAUGUAUUUCAGAAGAGGGUUCCAGCUGUGUCUAUGACACAUCAUAAAUUAGAAAAACAAGCAGACACAGGAUUUAUUAGUCAUGACAGUGCUGCUUUAAUUUUGGAUGAUAAAGAACAUUUAAAAGGCCAGGUUCAAGCAGCAGAUGGCUCUGGUCAUUCUUCUGCCAUUUCCUCAGAUGCAAAUCCUCACCCUGACAAGGGAAAGGAAUCUUCUGAAGAAAUGACACACAACUUUGAACAUGAUAAUGCUUCUAGUAAAAGAAUGGUCAGGUCUGAUAUGUCUGAUGAGUUGGCAUUAUUAAGCACAGUUGAUGAGAUGUCUCAACUAUUACAUUUGGAGAACCAAGUUUCUGUUGAUGUUAAAUAUGAUGAGAAUGCAAAAUUGUCUGGACCAUGUGAAGAUUUUAACCAAGUAGAGCUGGGAUGCCCUGUUACUGUUGGAGUAAAUGACAUGCAUCAGCUUAAGAGUGAAAAUAACGUUUAUGGUUCACCAUUUGAAACAAAGCAUAACAAAAUUAGUGGGGUGACGAAGAUAAAAGGUCAUAAGAGACCUGCAACUGAGUUGAACUCUGAGAAUUCUGUUGUUGGAGAGAGAAAGAAGAAAAAGAAAAAGGACUUAUAUUUAAAACCUGAUGCUAAGUUGAACUCUGAGACUUCUGCUGUUAGAGAGAGAAAGAAGAAAAAGAAAAAGGACUUAAAUUUAAAACCUAUCUUAGGCUUUCCAGAGAAGCAUUCUACUGUUGUUAGGAAAUCAGUACACCUUUCUGUAAAAUCAACAGGAAGAGCUGUCUCAAGUGGUUUCUCUCCAAGAGAGGAUUUCCCUUCAGAACAAGUGGAGGUGGAUGCUAAUGCACGAAAUUUGCUGCCCAUGGAUAUAAGAGGUAAUGCUAAUUUGGAAUUGCCACAACUUUUGGGUGACUUGCAGGCUCUUGCUUUGGAUCCUUUUCAUGGCAUUGAAAGAAAGAUCCCUUCAGCUGUUCAGCUAUUCUUUCUGCGAUUCAGGUCUCUUGUUUACCAGAAAAGCUUGUCUGUAUCUCUACCAACCGAGAAUGAAACUCCUGAAGGCCGCCUCACUAAAUCUCCUUCCAGUCUCAGAACAUCUGACAGUCCUGAUGAGUAUGUCAAAGCUUCACCGGUUGUAAAACCUGUGAAACAUAUUGUUCGCCCUGAUGAUCCUACAAAAGCUGGGUGGAAAAGGGCUCCUUCUGAUCGGCAAGAUGAAAUUGCUGCCAAGAGGUUGAAGAAAAUCAAGGAUUCAAAGGCUUUAGCUUCAGAAAAGGCUUUGACUAGUCAGAAAACUUCUGAAGCCCGGCGAGAAGAUGGAAAAGAAUCCAUGUCUCAAGCUCCAUCCAAGUUACUGAAACUAGACUCAACCAAGAAAGUGGACAGUCCGGCUAAGGCAGUUGAGCCCACAAUGUUGAUGAUCAAAUUUCCUCCUGAAACAUCACUUCCAUCUAUUGCAGAGCUGAAGGCAAGGUUUGCUCGCUUUGGCCCAAUGGACCAAUCAGGUUUCCGUGUAUUUUGGAACUCGUCAACUUGUCGGGUUGUUUUCUUGCACAAGACUGAUGCUCAGGCUGCAUAUAAAUACUCUGUAGGAAAUCAAUCCUUAUUUGGUAGUGCAGGUGUGAGGUGUUUCCUUAGGGAAUUUGGGGAUUCUGCACCUGAAGUCUCUGAAGCUGCGAAGGGUAGGGCAGAUGAUGGUGCCGGUGAAACAACUCGGGUCAAGGAUCCUGCAGUGGUUCAUCGCCAGGCAUCAGCAUCAUCUUUGCUACCUCUUCCUCAGCCCAUCCAACUCAAGUCCUGCCUGAAGAAAUCUACAGGUGAUGAGUCGGGUCUGGUUACGGGUAAUGGAAGUAGUAGUAAAGGAAACUCUCGUGUAAAAUUCGUGUUAGGUGGGGAAGAAAGUAGUAAGGGAGACCAAAUAAUGGUGGGUAGUAGAAACAAGUUCAACAAUGCUAAUUUUGCUGAUGCUGGCUCACCUUCUGUUGCAAUGGAUUUUAAUAGUAAGAACGUUCAAAAGAUGACAUUACAACCCCCGUUGCCUAUUAUUCCCCUUCCUACUCAGUUUUCAAAAACCUCCCAACAUAAUUUGCGUAAUUCUGAAUUGGCAAUGGCACCCCGAAACAGUCCGAAUUUUAUUAACGCCACAGCAUCAGCUACUCCAAGCACAGUUGAUAUAUCACAGCAGAUGAUGCACCUUUUGACAAGGUGCAGCGAUGUUGUGACUAACCUCACUGGCUUAUUAGGCUAUGUGCCUUACCAUCCGCUUUGA